Messenger RNA from Aureococcus anophagefferens, 912 nucleotides. RefSeq lists its product as hypothetical. Lineage: Eukaryota; Pelagophyceae; Pelagomonadales; Pelagomonadaceae. The transcript is spliced from 6 exons. The record is from RefSeq and is a predicted model, not a curated record. The coding region runs from base 1 to 912 and encodes 303 amino acids.
AUGAUCCGAAGUCACGACGGGCUGGAUAGCGCAGUUUCAAGCGAUGCGCCCGACGUGUGGCGACUCCCCAACGUGCCAUUGAUCGACCGGCGGCUCGGGUAUCCAGCUGUUUACGUGACUAAUAACCGUUGGGCGCCAGAGAUUCCAGAGAUGCCGACAAACACGAGCGAAUGGGCUGGCUCGAAGAGUGCCGUUUCACCGGCAGCCCCUGUAGAGUUCCGACUGGGGAAUGCGGUGCCCGUGCUCCACCGCGAACACAAAGGACAGAUCGCGCGUGUCAUGUCCAUCGACGAAUACGCCGCAUACGAGGCAACACAUACUGCAAAUGUCGCGGAAAUAAUCAACUCUUCACAGCUAAAAAAAAAAAAAAAAAAAACUGUGAAGCCAGCAGUCGCUUGGCUUAGUCACACACAACGACGCGACUCUUCGAGAGUCGCUUCCACUGACGCACCCGGCACUGUAUUGAAAAAAAUUCGGCUGGGACAAUGGCUCUCCUUCGUGUGCCUCCAUCCUGCACAAGCCCCGAAAAGGCAGGAUGUACGCGGCCUAGCAGAAGGUCGGACAAUUACAGAAACAUGCUUCGCGGGGAAUCGAGGGCGGUUUCCCCGGAACUUGAACAGCACAUCUAUGUUUGGACAAGCAUAUGAGAAGCAGCUUCAUGCGAGAAGAUCCGACAGGGAUUACUGCGUAGAUAAACGCAAAACUUCCGCAUUAGCCUGGGCGCGUGCUAGGCCUUCCCUAGAAACAUUGGUCGAAAGCCUCUCGGACAAUAAAUUCGUGCUUGAACCGUAUUGCCCCCCGGUCAAUAACCUCGCUGGCAGUUUGUCUGUGCGGCACCGUGCCCGAGUCUACGAGAGUGGCCUCCUUCUUAAGCGACGCGAGUUGAGCCCAAUACGAAGCAAAAAUGCCUAG